AGUCCACGCGAAAACCAACAUCGACUCUUCCGUAAAACCGACUACAAAACCAUAUUGAACGAUGAGUUGAAGAGUAAAUGGAACUCCGUUGCUACCAAGGAGCGUGCUUGGCUUAGAUGUAUAGAUACUAAUAAAUCUCAAAAACGCCGUUUGAAGCAAUUGUUUUGUACAGAACGGAAAGAAUUCGAUAAGUUACACAGGAAAGUCAAACGUCAGUUUCAGGCAAAACAAGUGAAUGAUCUACAUGAUAUAUUAGAGCAACCUAACUCAAGGGAUUUUUGGAAGGAUAUCGGGAAUAUAGGAAUCGCUAAUCACAGAACUUCACAUAUACCUCUAUUUGUUAAAGAUGACGACGGAAACAUCAUUAGUAACACACACGAUGUUCUGGAACGUUGGCGAACAGACUACGAAAGUCUAUACGCGCCAAACGACAUAGAAGCUACAACGUAUGAUGAUGAUCACCUUGAGAUGGUGAAGGGUCGUGUUACAAAUAAUACAGUGCCAUUAAACAACAACCAGGAUGUAUCAAACCUCAACGCACCUAUACAACGACAGGAGGUGCUGGACGCAAUAUGUCGUACCAAAGUAGGUAAGGCGGCUGGAGUCGACGGUAUUCCGGCGGAAGUGUUAAAAAACGACGCCUGCGUGGAUAUCAUGUUCUCAUUGAUCAGCUAUUGUUUCGACCAUGGAAUUGUCCCUGAUAAAUGGAAGCAGGGUAUCAUCAACCCUCUUGUCAAACCAAAUAGUACUGAUCCUAUGGACCCUUUGUCUUACCGAGGUAUAACCCUAUUGUCCGUUCCUUGUAAAGUUUAUUGCAAUAUCCUCAACCGUCGUCUUUCUUCCUGGCUAGAGGAAAAUAAUAUUCUACACGACGCGCAGAAUGGUUUUAGGAAGGAUAGAAGUUGUCAGGACCACGUGUAUUCGCUAUACAGCGUCGUGAAAAAUUGCAUCAACGCUAAACAGUCGACCUAUUCAUGCUUUAUAGACCUACGCAAAGCCUUUGAUACGGUCGUCAGGACUGUUUAUGGUAUAAACUUCUACAGACUGGAAUAA
This is a messenger RNA of Pecten maximus, 1053 nucleotides long. RefSeq lists its product as uncharacterized. The annotation marks the transcript as partial. The transcript has a single exon. NCBI's taxonomy places the organism in Eukaryota, Metazoa, Mollusca, Bivalvia, Pectinida, Pectinidae. The record is from RefSeq and is a predicted model, not a curated record.